Molecule: messenger RNA, 995 nt
Organism: Pseudomassariella vexata
Lineage: Eukaryota; Fungi; Ascomycota; Sordariomycetes; Amphisphaeriales; Pseudomassariaceae
Exons: 2
Coding region: 68-883 (271 amino acids)
Biological process (GO): RNA stabilization
Molecular function (GO): RNA binding
Source: RefSeq, a predicted model, not a curated record
AAUCCUGCUGCCCAUUAAUACGACUUGUGAAUCUCAACCGGUAGAUGCCCUGUCCCACGCCAUAACGAUGGAAGACUUCGAAGAGCUGGAGUUGCAGCCUUUAGUGGCCAAGGUCGUCAGCGAGCUACAAGGCCACCUCGGCGACAUGGCGUACGAUCGAAUUUCUUCUCUCGCCAAGAUCCUCAUUGCACAACGCGUAGCCAGCAAGAACUCCGACGAAUUCAGCAACAGGUUGAAAGAUCUCCGCGAGUUCCCCGGCCCGCUGGUUGACAGAAUCGAUGACCACGUUGUCGCGUUGCAUCCGCGUUACAACAAAAAGACACUCCGGAUCAAGGGCACCCAGGAAGAAUCUCUGCAGGAGAAACGUCGGCGGGAAAAGAGGGAAAAGAAACGCAAAGAUGGCCGAGCCGGUGGGACUGGAGAAGAAGAAGCGACCAUAGGAGGCGAUCCACCACCGAGACCUUCUGAGACGAAACGACGUCCCCGUAUCGAAGAGAACGAGGGUGAAGACAAGGACGAAUACAACAACGCGAAGCGGCGACGGCGCGAACAACAGAAAGAUACCCAGAAGCAAAAACCAGCGAGCAAAAAGACGGAUGAUAAACCGAUGCUCUACAAGGUAUACGAUGGACACAUCACAGGGGUUAAAGAUUUUGGCGCAUUCGUCAACCUGGAUGGCGUGAAACAGUGUCGCGACGGCCUGGUUCACGUCUCAGCCCUCGUCGAAGACUUAGGGGCUCAGAAGCCUUCCGACUUGUUUUCGAAGGGGCAACAGGUCAAGGUCAAGGUUAUCAAAAUAGAAGGGCGCCGUAUUGCUCUCAGUAUGAAGGAUGUGGACCAACAGACUGGUUUUGAUCUAGCUAUGAAGGCCAAGAGUGCUUGAUUCGGAAGAACAUGGAAACCAAGUCCUCUACGGCCGUGAUACAAACCCAACAACCAGUUUGUUCUGUUUCGCUGCCAUGCUACCCCCUUUGCCGAUUAGCUCGGGGUGCUCU